Calypte anna (Anna's hummingbird) is the source of this 4110-nucleotide messenger RNA. RefSeq names its product nucleosome assembly protein 1 like 1 (gene NAP1L1). The transcript has 15 exons. Gene Ontology annotation, biological process: nucleosome assembly. The record is from RefSeq and is a predicted model, not a curated record. NCBI's taxonomy places the organism in Eukaryota, Metazoa, Chordata, Aves, Apodiformes, Trochilidae. Bases 216 to 1397 code for a protein of 393 amino acids. Gene Ontology annotation, molecular function: histone binding; chromatin binding. Gene Ontology annotation, cellular component: nucleus; chromatin.
CGCCGGGAAGGAGGUGUUCCCAGCGCCACGCUGUGCCACAGCAACCGGGGCUCGCCAACACCUCUGGGUGCCACAGCUGAGUCCAAGCCGGGCGGCGGCAGCGCCCAGUAGGUUUGCGGGCAAGGUGCUACCCAAGCGGGGGGCACGGGCAGGCUGUUCCCCUCAGGCCCGCGGCGGGGACGAGGAACCAGCUGGAGGGUUUGAAAUCUAGAAGAAUGGCAGACAUAGACAACAAAGAACAGUCUGAACUUGAUCAACAGGAUAUGGAAGAUGUUGAAGAAGUAGAAGAAGAAGAAACUGGUGAAGAUGCCAACAACAAAGCUCGACAGUUGACUGUGCAGAUGAUGCAAAAUCCUCAGAUUCUUGCAGCCCUUCAGGAAAGACUUGAUGGUCUUGUAGGAACAUCUACAGGGUAUAUUGAAAGCUUGCCUGAAGUUGUUAAAAGACGUGUGAAUGCUCUCAAGAACCUUCAAGUUCAGUGUGCAAAGAUAGAAGCAAAGUUCUAUGAGGAAGUUCAUGAGCUGGAAAGAAAAUAUGCUGCUCUCUAUCAGCCAUUAUUUGACAAGCGAAGUGAAAUCAUCAAUGCAAUUUAUGAACCUACAGAGGAAGAAUGUGAAUGGAAAGCAGAUGUUGAAGAAGAAAUUUCAGAGGAAAUGAAUGAGAAAGCCAAGCUUGAAGAGGAAAAAAAAGAUGAAGAAAAAGAAGACCCAAAAGGAAUUCCUGAAUUUUGGCUGACAGUAUUCAAGAAUGUGGACUUGCUCAGCGAUAUGGUUCAGGAACAUGAUGAACCUAUCCUGAAACACUUAAAAGAUAUAAAAGUGAAAUUUUCAGAAGUUGGACAGCCUAUGAGUUUCACCUUAGAAUUUCAUUUUGAGCCAAAUGACUACUUCACAAAUGAAGUGUUGACAAAGACGUAUAGAAUGAGGUCAGAGCCAGAUGAUUCUGAUCCCUUCUCCUUUGAUGGGCCGGAAAUCAUGGGUUGUACAGGCUGCCAAAUAGACUGGAAAAAAGGAAAAAAUGUUACCUUAAAAACCAUUAAGAAGAAACAGAAACAUAAGGGUCGUGGAACAGUUAGAACAGUGACAAAAACUGUUUCCAAUGAUUCUUUCUUCAACUUCUUUAGUCCUCCUGAAGUUCCUGAAAGUGGAGACUUGGAUGAUGAUGCUGAAGCAAUCCUUGCUGCAGAUUUUGAAAUAGGGCAUUUCUUGCGUGAGCGUAUAGUCCCCCGGUCAGUAUUGUACUUCACAGGAGAAGCUAUUGAAGAUGAUGACGAUGAUUAUGAUGAAGAAGGUGAAGAGGCAGAUGAUGAGGAGGGGGAAGAAGAAGCAGAUGAAGAAAAUGAUCCUGAUUAUGACCCAAAAAAGGAUCAAAACCCAGCAGAAUGCAAGCAACAGUGAAGCAGUGUGUGUGUGGCCUUGAGGAUUACCUGCACUGUAAUAGCCUAAACCACAACUAUUAGUUACUUACAGCCUUAUGUUUUGUAUCUUGGUAGGAUUAUGUAACCAAUUUGUUAAAAAAAAAAAAAAAAUGAAAUUCAAACACGUAAGAACCAGUUUAAAAUGUAGGUUCAAUCUGCCUAGCAUUUUAACAGUGUAAUUUUCUGCCAAUAUGUAGAAUGCAGUAAAUUCCCUAAAGCAUGAAUGUUAAUUCAUUGCUACAUAGUUUUGUUCUUGUGAAGUCUUUGUCAUGUAGCUAUUAGACUGCAGCUGUGAAGAUUAUCAGAACCGUUAACUGAGACCAAUAUUUGUUUAGAGAACUUUCCUGAAGAACCAACCAAAGUAUUUUUCAGCCUAGUAGUCUGAACGGGUUUAAGUCUGCUUGCACUAGCUGUGCCUUCAUUACUUUGUUAUAGAAAUGGCAGUGACUUGUACUAACUAGGAGAUGAUGCGUUUUGAAUUUGACUACUUGAGAAGACUAAUAUAACAUGUUUAAUGUUCAACAAGACCACGUUAAAUAUUCAAAACUGUCAGCUUGUUUAUGCGAUGGGUUUUAUAUUUUAUGUGAGAGUGAUCUACAGAAGAAACCUAGUCAUCAUAUUAAGGUUAUUGUUUACCACUGGGGUGUGAAUAAAACCUAGUAUUUUCAGAAGCUAGUCUUGUUUCAUUAUGAUGUGUGUAUCUGCAUGUGUAAACUAGCAAGGCUUAUCUUUCAUGCUGCAGUUGAAAACCAAACACAAUAUUAUGGAAAGUUUGAUCCACUUGUAGUUUAAUUAUUGUGAAUCUGAGCUAGAUUUUUCAGUGAUUAAGACUGCCAUUUUGGAGAAAACAAGUUUUUAGAAGUGAGGCUAGAUCUGAUAAAGGACUUCAGUAUUGCUGUGCCUGACCCUGAGGCAUUGGUUAUUAGUGUGAAUCUAGAACCGAGAAAGGUGCCUUGGAUCUUCCAGCCUGUGAAGAUAGAAUUAGGUUCUCCUGAACAAAAUCUGCCCUGUAGCCUAAGGGAGCAUGAGAACACUGCUGUAUUCUGAUUUGUGCUCACUGUAUCAAGCCUCUAUAGGGGAAGAAACAAAAACCCCAAGAAAUUCCUCUCUUCUCUCUUAGGUUCUAUUCAUUAUGCUUAUGUUUGCACUUUCUGAUUCAUACUUCAUCCAUAUUGGAUGUUCAUUGUCGGUUGAAACACACGGUCUGGAAGAUCUUUCUCAUAAUAAUCUUGCCUCUAGCCUAACACUGGAGAUGUGCAAGAUGUAGACUUGAAUGCACUCAGCUUGAAGUGACUGAACUGAUGUCUUCCAUUUGAGUUUUCCCAGUCAAUAAGAUGCUACUGUACUCUGUGCAGCCUUGUCCUUUACAUAACUGUAGAAGUUCUGAUCUAAGCAAGUAUCUGGGUAAUUUUUUGAGGGACAGGAAGGGCCUCACAGGGCAGGGUUGGAAGGCAAUGUCUUGGUAGCCAUGGUUCAACUUUGACAGCAGAAAUUUUGGGUUUUUUUUCAUGCCACUGAUAUACUGACUUAGGCAUAAAGUGAAAGUCUUGAAAAGAAGAGGCUAAGCAGAAGGCAACAGCCACAUGAGGAUGGGGUUGGUAGAAGAGCAUGUCUCUUGGUUGGAGGUUAAGUUAUACAGAGUGAAGCUUUUCCCAAGUGCCUCUGAAUCCUCAGCCAUUCUGAGAGGAAGAAAGUCUGGUGUGCUCUGACUAAAUGAUGUGUUGUGUUCUUUUGUUUUUUUUUAAUUUCUUGAAGGCUUAAACACCACACUGUUCCAUUUCAGAAUCUCUGUCAGGCUUCAUCUCUCUUCAGGUAUUUAAGGAUUUGGGAGAAGCAACUCUUGUUAUCUGUAGCAGUAUAUAAAACAGUACUGUUGAACUCAGGUGUUUUUUAGGUAACCUGUAGAUCAUAGCAUAGAAAAAGACAGUAAUGAAGGAUUAACAUCACACUCUGACAGCUGCAUCUUAAAGCAGAUAUAGUUAUGUUCUUGUGAUAACAUAAAUCCUGACAGAAUAUGCUCAUCCUUUGAGACACUAGCUGGUCAGGUGUUUUGGUAUCUCUUGGUCUCUUCCCUGAAUGUCUCAUGGGAUAAAUAAUUUUACACUUCAGGGCAUGUGGGCACCAAAGUAAUGGUAUGUUGUGAGCUUGAGCAGUCAUCAGUACGGGGCCUUGAGGUUCAUACUUUUGGACAUGAGAAGUACCCGAAGUCCUUACUUAGAUCUAGCCCAUUUUUACUAACAGCAUCUGGCAACUGUAUCUUAAAAAGCACUGCUAAAAGUUGUCCAGUGAAUUUCAGAAGUUACUGUUCUUAAGAAAUUUGGAUUGUAUUUCAAUUGCUUUCUCAUUUAAUAUCUUCAUAUCACACAAUGGGAUAUAGUAUUUGAAAAAGGGAGCUGGUAGAUGCCAAAGCUCACCUGCAGCCUGCAAGAUCCAGAGCCACAAACCCAUCUGUCGACAGAUUUUGGUAAGCUUCUCCCUGGUUUGACUUGCUACUUUUAAAUCAACAGUUCUUGUGCUCUGCAGACUGCAGCAAAAGGAAGGAUAUAAUCAUAGAGAUUGAGGUGCCAGUUCUUAUGGCAUCAGUUAAAUAAAAACUGUUGGUGUUUAAAGUAGUUCUGUGAUCAACGACAACGAUCUUGUUUAGCAGUUCUGAAAUGCAGUAUGUAGCAGGAACAUUAAACUUUGAACACUGA